This is a messenger RNA of Passer domesticus (house sparrow), 3650 nucleotides long. It is a transcript of the gene PHTF1, whose product is annotated as putative homeodomain transcription factor 1. The transcript has 18 exons. Gene Ontology annotation, cellular component: endoplasmic reticulum. The coding region runs from base 143 to 2473 and encodes 776 amino acids. NCBI's taxonomy places the organism in Eukaryota, Metazoa, Chordata, Aves, Passeriformes, Passeridae. The record is from RefSeq and is a predicted model, not a curated record.
CGGAGGCAGUCGAGCGCCGGGCGGUUUCCAGGGUAACGGGAGCGGGGCCGGUCCCGGUGCCGGUGCCGGGCCCGGUGUCGGUGCCGGUGUCGGUACUGGGCCCGGUGCCGGUGUCGGGCCCGGUGCGGCCCCGCCGCUCCCCAUGGCCUGCCGCGAUGCCAUUUCGUGGUACCAGAAGAAGAUCGGGGCCUACGACCAGCAGAUGUGGGAGAAGGCCGUGGAGCAGACCCAGAUGAAGGGCUUCAAGAACAAGCCGAAGAAGAAGGGGCACAUCCAGCCCGACCUGAUCGACGUGGAUCUCAUCAGCGGCUCCACCUUUGCCAAAGCCAAGCCUGAAAUCCCCUGGACGUCGCUGACCAGGAAGGGAAUUGUGAGGGUGGUGUUCUUCCCCCUCUUCAGCCACUGGUGGAUUCAGGUCACCUCCCAGAGGAUUUUUAUGUGGCUCUUGCUGCUCUAUGUCAUGCAAGUGGUAGCAGUGGUGCUGUACUUCCUGGUGCCCGCUGUGAGUGCCAGUGAAGUGAUGGGGCCCCUGUGCCUGAUGCUGCUGCUGGGCACAGUGCACUGCCAGAUCGUGUCCACGCAGGUGAGCAGAGCUGCAGGGAGCAACGGGCUGAGCCGGCGCCGCAGGAAGUUACGCAAGGCCGUGGGUGGGGAUGGCAGCAUCUGGAGUUCUGACAGAGCCAGCAAGGAGGAGCAGGCUGCAUCUCUGCUGACCAAUUUGUCCAGCCUGCUCUUCCAGAGGAGGAAUAGAGGAGUAAAGCUGGUAGCUGAGAAAGGGACUGAGACAGAAAGUGGUGUGAGUGCUGUGGGUGAUGGCAUCAAACCCAGACAGGCCAGAUCUGAGCACAGGCUGCUGCACUGCAAAGAGAAAAGUAAACUUUCUGAUGAGGAGAAGAGCCAUCAGGAUGAUGGCACCACCAGGGACGGUGCUUCUGACGAGCUGUCGAGCGAGGAGGAUGCUGAGGAUGCUGAGGAUGCUGAGGAUGCUGAGGAUGCUGAGGCCCUGGCACAGAGGAUCCUGCUCCGGCCCAGCAUGGAAGGGGCUUCCAGUGACAACAGCUACGAGGAGAAGAAGAAGAGGCCUCUGGUUUCUCUCAACCAGGCUGUCUCCCAGGUCAAGCAAGCCCUGAAAGCUGCCAGAGACUCUGACAGUGUUGUGGAGUCUGAACUGGAAUCCACCUUGUACAGGCAGGAGCCCAGGCCGUGCCUGGGCGGGCCCCGGAGCUGCGGCGGGAGCCGGCGGGACUCGGAGAGCACGCGGCAGGACUCGGAGACCGAGGACAUGCUGUGGGACGACCUCCUGCACGGCCCCGAGUGCCGCUCCUCGGGCACCAGCGACAGCGAGGAGCGCUCCCGCAGGGACCCCCGCCGCGACCCCAAGGAGGACGUCUUCCAGCAGAACCAUCUGUUCUGGCUGCAGAACACCAGCCCAGCGUCUGCCAAAGUGAGUGCUCUGAUCUGGGAGGGGAAUGACUGCAAGAAGGUGGACAUGUCCGUGCUGGAGAUCAGUGGCAUCAUCAUGAGCAGGGUUAAUGCCCACCAGCAAGGAGUGGGGUAUCAAAUGCUGGGAAACAUCAUCACCAUUGGAUUGGCCUUCCUGCCAUUCCUCUACAGACUGUUCCGCACGGAUAACCUGGAGCAGCUCUGCUCCAUUUCUCUGGUGGAGCUUCUGCACAUCUUCUGUGGGGCACCUGUCAGCACCUCUGUGCUCAUCCUGUCUGCCAUCAACUUCCUGGAAAGGCUGUGCUUAACCUGGAUGUUUUUCUUCAUGAUGUGUGUUGCUGAGAGAACCUACAAGCAGAGGUUUUUGUUUGCCAAGCUCUUUAGUCACAUCACAUCUGCUCGGAAAGCCAGGAAAUAUGAAAUCCCUCACUUCAGGCUCAAGAAGGUGGAGAACAUCAAGAUCUGGUUGUCCCUUCGCUCCUACCUGAAGAGACGAGGCCCCCAGAGGUCUGUGGAUGUUGUGGUGUCCUCAGUCUUUUUGCUGGCUCUUUCAAUUGCUUUUAUCUGCUGUGCCCAGGUUCUUAAGGGUCACAAAACCUUUCUGAGUGCAGCUUACAACUGGGAGUUCCUGAUGUGGGAGGCAGCACUGCUCCUCUUCCUGCUACGUCUGGCAUCUCUGGGCUCUGAGACCAACAAGAAAUACAGCAACAUUUCCAUCCUGCUCACUGAGCAGUUAGGAAUCAGCUGGGGGCUGGAAUCAACCCCUGGCCUGUGGUGUCUGUCACAGAUAAACCUGUACCUGAAGAUGGAGAAGAAGCCAAACAAGAAGGAGCAGCUCUCUCUGGUGAACAAUGUGCUCAAACUGUCCACAAAGCUGCUGAAGGAGCUGGACAGUCCAUUCAGGCUCUAUGGGCUGACCAUGAACCCACUGAUCUACAACAUCACACGGGUUGUCAUCCUGUCUGCUGUCUCAGGAGUGAUCAGUGACCUGCUGGGAUUCAAUAUCAGAUUAUGGAAAAUUAAACCAUGAGCUGGCAGAACAUCAGCCCUGGGCAUCUCCACCAGACACCAGAGAAGAGAACCAGCAGUGUGGGCAGAAAGGAGAAAACUGACAGAAAUCUGUAAUUCCGGUUUUUAAACAGAUUCCCAGUGUAUGCAUCAGAAGUUUUCUUUCUGCUUUGCUGCCCUGCAGCAUCCAGAGUGAACUGGUCUCAUCAGGGAUGUCAUCCCAUGGCAUGCACAGAAAAUCUGCAUCAGGGGGGCCAAGUCCUGGCAGCUGGAGCAGGGACAGCAAGCACUAAAGCCAUGCAAGAGCUGCAGCUGGGGGACACCAGUGGCUCUGCCUGGGGCCGUGUUUGUCAAACUGGGCCCUGGGCAUGUGGCAAGGAGGGGCUGAGCCCUCCUGGCCCAGUCAGCCUGCCUGGGGCUGCCCUGGAACGUUCCAGGCUGACAAUCCUGAGCUGCCUGAGCUGCAGAGCUUUUCUUUCCUUGUGCCCAAGGCUUUGCCUCCCUCGUGCAGCAGCCCAGGGUGCACCAGGUGAAUUCCCCUCCUCUGCUGCCAGUCCAGCAGCACCCAGAUCCUGCUGGGGCUUGGGCUGGGGCUGCUGCAAGGAAAUCAUUGAGGACAGGAGAAAUUACUGUGGUUACAGGAGAAAAACCUUCAUCACACACUGCAGGCAAAGCGUUGAUGAGCUGGAGGAUGUUUUGUCUGUCCCUGGGAUGCUCAGCUCCAUCCUGGCCUGGCUGUGAGCAGCUGCUGCACUGGGACAGAGCCUCACCCUGAGCACCUGGGGAGGAAAUCUGGGGGAAAAGCAGCUUGGACAAAGAUUUCCUCAGCUUCAUGCUUAGGAAGGUCAUGGAGAGCAGGAAAACAUCUGAACUGGCUCUAAUGACUUCUGUUUAUUAGUGGUGGAAAGAGCAAAAACCGAGGAACUUCUCAUUCCUUCACAGGAGGCCGAAGUGGCAGAAGAAUUUUUGGUAGUAAAUUGUUUACAGCGAUUUUCUGUGCAAGGAAAAGUUGUGAGAUGUAAAAGGAGGUGACAUUUUUAUACAGCAAAAUGUGCAAAUAAACCUGCAGGACAAGCACUUCAUCAUUGCCAACGGUUUCUACAGGAAUUGAUGACUUUUAUAAGAUCUUUUGGAACAUCUGUUACUGGAAUGGGGGGUCGGGGAAACACCCAAUAAUAAAUUGCAUUUGUUUUCCAGAA